Messenger RNA from Harmonia axyridis, 1252 nucleotides. Its product is annotated as vacuolar protein sorting-associated protein 62. The coding region runs from base 139 to 1176 and encodes 345 amino acids. Lineage: Eukaryota; Metazoa; Arthropoda; Insecta; Coleoptera; Coccinellidae. The record is from RefSeq and is a predicted model, not a curated record. The transcript has 5 exons.
AACAACCAGGUAACUUAGUGACUGUAAAGUCAUCGGUCAACUUGGUCGAACAAACGGUACUUUAAUCUCUUCAGAAAUUCACAAGAGAAAGAAGAAUUGACAAAAAGGGAACUUCCAAUAUGUGCUCAUCUUUAUGAGAUGAGUUGGGAAACAACAAUCAUAAUUUUCAUAUUGUCAUUCAAGAGAUCUUUGGUUUUUGGUGAGCAGAGCGAUGAAGUUAACUCAAAAAAGUUUUAUGACCAAGUGGAAUUUCUUAUUCGAUCUUGGGCCCCCUUGAUUUACUUGGCACCAGGAGAGCUGUUCAAACCUUCUGGUAUCGAUGAUUUUGUCAAAAACGUCUAUCCAGCCAAUGCAGAUGGAUUACGUCUUACGAAGAAAGUAUUGCAAAACGAGAAAUUGUACAUGAAAACACUUCAAGAUGUUGAGUCGUUGAAAAACGACAAAGCAUCAUUCUUACAUGGAAAAGACGACAUACAGAGUGUACCUGCUUAUGGCUUAGUGACUUAUUGCCAUAAAGAUCCACAAAAUGUGGAAUCGAAAACUUCCCUCAACUUCUUCGUGUCAUAUUGGUUUUUUUAUCCCUACAAUUUGGGCAAGGAAAUUUGUUUCUUGGGAAGAGUUCCAACGCCCUCCGUUUUUUCUGCUUGUUUCGGAAGGAAAGUAUAUAUGGGUGACCACGUGGGAGAUUGGGAACACGUGACCCUCUCCUUCAGAGGCGAAAAACAUCCCGAUUCCAUUUUCGUGUCAACCCAUGAGUUCGGCGCCUACUAUAAGUACAACAAGUUUCUACAUACCUUCAUUUACGAAUCUCAAAGGUCCAACAUUAAAAUGAUUCAGAAUAUACGAUUCCCAAAGUUUCUCCUACUGAAAAACAACCACCCGGUGCUUUUUUCAGCAUGGGGAUCCCACGGGUUUUGGAGUGAACCGGGGAAUCACACGUAUUCAGUGGUACCAAAACUACAGGAUUUCGCAGGGUUCGGCAACAAGUGGGAAACAUGGAAAAAUCUGAAGAUUUAUCAUAUGGGGUUUGAUGGCUUGCCCAAAUGGAUCUCUUUUAGAGGUAGAUGGGGAAACCCUAGGUCCAAUUGUAUAUUGUUUAAAAAUCUGGGACUUUGCAAGCAGGCGGAUGGUCCUUUUGGACCUAGAAAUUCGGAUUUCACCUGUAGUAAAAAAUGAUACAAUUGAAUUACCUAAUUACUGGUGUACGUAAAAAAAAAUUCUAUAUUUGUAAAUAAAUAAUAAUUCAAGAAUG